This is a messenger RNA of Plectropomus leopardus (leopard coralgrouper), 2722 nucleotides long. RefSeq names its product YKT6 v-SNARE homolog (S. cerevisiae) (gene ykt6). Lineage: Eukaryota; Metazoa; Chordata; Actinopteri; Perciformes; Serranidae. Gene Ontology annotation, biological process: endoplasmic reticulum to Golgi vesicle-mediated transport. The record is from RefSeq and is a predicted model, not a curated record. Gene Ontology annotation, molecular function: SNAP receptor activity. Gene Ontology annotation, cellular component: Golgi apparatus.
CGUCGGACCGCUUGUGGAUCGUGACGUGGUGAUUGGUUACUAAACUGCAUGUUGAAAACUACUUAGUUGGCGUUAAUUACACCGUAAUUAGGUCGCCGGACUAGUGAUAUACGUUUUUACGAGUUUUAGCGUGUGUGGAAUAGAAAGUUAAUCUGGUUGUUUUGACGGGAAUCGAACUGUUUGCUGCUGAUUUGUUCGCUUCCAAAUUAGAUAAUCAGGGCUGUGUGAUCGUAUCUGCUGUGACCAACUGACCAGAACUGAUCCGGCGACAUGAAGCUCUACAGCAUCAGCGUCUACCAUAAAGGAGCGACCAAAGCGAACCUACUCAAGUCGGCCUAUGACCUCUCCUCCUUCAGCUUCUUUCAGCGCUCCAGUGUUCAGGAGUUCAUGACCUUCACCAGUGCCUUGAUUGUUGAACGGACAUCACAAGGAAGCCGUGCCUCUGUCAAAGAACAAGAGUACCUGUGCCACGUGUAUGUAAGAAAUGACAACCUGAGUGCUGUGGUCAUCGCAGACACUGAAUACCCACAGAGAGUCUGUUUCACAUUGCUAGACAAGGUAUUAGAAGAGUUCUCCAGACAAGUGGACAGUAUAGACUGGCCCUCUGGUAAUCCUGAAACCAUAAAUUACAAAGCCCUGGAUAUUCACCUUUCUAAAUAUCAGAACCCCAGAGAAGCAGAUGCAAUGACCAAAGUGCAGGCCGAGCUGGAUGAGACAAAGAUCAUUUUGCACAACACCAUGGAGAGCUUGUUGGAGAGAGGAGAGAAGCUGGAUGACCUUGUGGCAAAGUCAGAGCACCUGGGAAACCAGUCCAAAGCCUUCUACAAGACUGCACGGAAACAGAACUCAUGCUGUGAAAUCAUGUGAUGCUGCUGCCUCGUCCUCUUGGACACGCCUCUCUCUGCCUUUCUGCUUUUCCUACAACUCCCAUCAUGCACCAGCCACCAGCUCUCAACACAAAGGACAGAACGGACGCUAACUAACACGAGAUGGGGCACAGAGAUGAGUGCGUGGAAGGUGAUGGCCAGUCUUAUGUGUGACCUGUCCAGAUUGCAGCUGAUGGGGGCUGAAGGAGUGAUGGGGUUUGGUUGGGGGAAGAAGUAAAAUUUGGAUUAUUUUUAACCAUUUCAAAGGGUAAAACAUCUGUGUGGUGUUUCAGUACCAGCUGCGGACAUAAUAGCGUGACGUUGUGUAUCGGUGAUGUGUUGUUGAAACAUCUUCAAACCAUUUAAUGUUAUUCAGAUUGAAUCAAAUCUUGAUAGUUUGUUUCAAUUCUUAAAAAUGUGUCUAAGAGUAUUAACCACGGUUAUGCUUCUGCUUCAAGGCAACUCUGACAAUCUCACAGUCUUAUCUUGUGAUUUCUUGAAAUGCGUCAUGGUUUCGGUUCAGCUGAAAACUUAGAACUGGUUUUUUUUUUUGUUUGUUUUGAAUUUCAGGAGUAACCUUUGUUGCCCACUAGGUGGCUCUGUUUAUACACUCAUAUUGUUCCAAUGAGCCUCAAUGUUGAGGUCAAUCUAAAACUCUAAUGUGAGCCAAGCAGUAAGUGGCUACUUGGACAUGUGAUAUCAGAAAGUCACAGAAUUUUACAAUGAAACAUCUUUGCUAGACUGGAUUAAGUUAUGUGACCUCUUUAAUUUUUUCACUGUCUCAUAGUGUUAAAUGAAACCUUAAACAUUCCCACUUUGGUGUGCUAUUGAGUGAUGAUGCAUUUUAAAGCUGAUGGAAGAGUAGAUGUGACAUGUAGAGAGUUGUUUCUUCAUAAACACAGCCUUACUGCAGUGUGGCUAACAUGUAACCCGCCCUGUUCUUGUCUAUAAAUGAUGUCCUCUCAUGAAAAGGACAAGACUUUGAAGCUGUUCUCUUUUACUUUAUGUAUUGUAGCCAUGCUUUUUACUCUGGUAGCCAACACACAUGACACUUAAGCAACAUUUUAAAGUUUAAAAAGGCCACUCAGGCUUCUGCAGUCUGGGGCCUGUUUGUACCUCUCAAAUCUGGGAUCACUGGCACUUCAUUUAUCGUGACUGAGGUGAUUCUGGGAAAGCUGGCCUCUUAUUGUGUAGUUGUUUAGUGUCCCCCAAAAUGGACAUACUGUUUGAAAAGAGGACAAACAUAAAUUAACUGAUCUCACAUUUUAUUUCAAGACACUCCACACUGACGUUUCUUUUUACUGUCAGCACUGUCUGCUUCAUGUUUAGGACUGACUGUCUUUCUUCAGGAACUGCGGAUGAGUUUAAGAUAAAGAGAUGCCUUUGGUUGUGUAUUUUAGAUGUUUCUCUGCUAUCUUUCUGCUGUGUGUGUGUGUGUGUGUGUGUAUGAAUGAGAUUUGCUGUAAUACAUCAUCUGCAGGCUGCAUUUCUGUUGAGUGCCUGUGUGUGAGGACCGUUGCGCGUUUGUGUGAUCUGAAUUGGUCUUUCUGCUUUUACAGUGUAAACUUUUGUGCAAUAUCUCUGCAGACUGUUGGUGUGUGUCUCUCUUUUAAAGUGGAGAGAAUAAAUGGUCAUUGACCUUUGUAUAUGCUAUUCUUUUGACUAAUUUCCAUGUGAAGUGUGCCCAGGGUUAUUUCUCAGAUUUGUUUAAUUUCUUCUUUUCAAAAUUUUAAAUUAAUGUGCUAAAUUUGAAAAUCUGUGUGUUGAAACAGUCUGCAUUAAAUGUUUUGAUCCAGAUGUGGUCUGCAAAUUUAAAACAAAGACUUCACAUAAUAAACUGCUCUCUUCUGUCUGUA